Messenger RNA from Vitrella brassicaformis, 1563 nucleotides. Lineage: Eukaryota; Vitrellaceae. The record is from the annotation of a GenBank genome assembly.
CACGCGCACAGCACAGCAAAGGCAGCUACUCCAUCCAUCCAUCCAUCCCACCCGUAAGUAAAUCACACACGAUUAUGAACGGCUCGCUACGCUUGCUUCACCAACUAAGAAAGAGUCUUCAUGAUCUAUCUAUAGCAGAAGGGUAGACAGACGUACCUCACUCCCUCACAGUGGUUGGUUCCUUCCUCCUUCCUUCAACUACCUACGGUCUGCCUGACAGUGUCUCUGUCAGCACCUCAAAGCCCCCUGGCAAGAGGUCCGGGGGUGUCUCAUCUUCCACGCAGGGGAUGCCCAUAGAGCCGGCCAACGAAGAUAUUGUAGAUACGUAAGCCCAGCCCAUCGGAGGGAUGUACAGCCCCAUAAGGCUGCCGUUGUACUUUUUCCGCCUCUUGGUGCUGUUCCGCCUCUUGGUGCUGUCGAAACCUACACACACACACACACAGACACACACAGACACGCACAGACACCCACAGACACAGGGAUGGAUGAGAGACAGACAGGCAGGCAGGCAGGCAGACAGACAAGUGCAUGCGACACAGGCACACACACGUUCUGGCUCGCCGAUAGCGUGGAACAAGUCAAUGUAGAAGUCCGCAAAGCUCCUCGUGUCCUGGCAGUCCUCCUGCGCGGCGCGAUGACACUCCACCAUCGUGAGCAGCUUGCUGAUGGAUGAUAUAUAUAUGGAUGCGAUGCAGACAGACAGACAGACAGACAGACAGACAGGAGGGAGACCAACAAGACAGACAACACACCCACCCCAUCCGUGUGUGUGUGUGUGUGUGCGUCUAAUCGAUGUCUGUCGCUCAGUCAGUGACUGAUGCCCACACUCACUCAGUCACUCAGUCACUCACUGACCCACCUGUCGAUAGAGGCGUGCAGACGGCCGUCCCUCCACUCGAUGUGGUCGGCAAUGGCCCGGAUGAUGUCCUCAUCCUCCAGCUGGUCUAUCAUAUCCUCGUCGCAGUACCCCGUGUUCCAGAGAGCUGAGCGGAUGUACCACCUGAAGACCUUCAUCAUGCACAGCUCCCCUCGGGACACCCAGUAGUCGGCUUGCAGUCUGCAAGUGAAUGAAAUGAGCAACACACGAUGGCCGGCGAUGGAUGGACGCUCCCUGCCUGUCUGCCUGCCUGCCUGUCUGCCUUCCUGCCUUGUUGACCUGUCAAGGUAUCUAUCCUUCUCCCGAAACACGUGGUACCAGCCAUACAGCCCCGCAGUAUGCUGCUGCAUCUGCACCGCAUCCAUCCAGCCAUGGAGCCGGACGACACUCAUGAGCACAAAGCACUGACAUCGCAGCCGUGCGUGUGUACCUGAAACAAAUCAUCCCGGUGCUUGCUGACCGCACCAACACCGGCGUCUGCCGCUUGUUUGACCAUGUGACCUUCGGGAGCCUUCGGUGUCUGCAUCAUGUGCAGCACGAGAUGCUGGCGGAGCCUCGCGAUGAGGGGACUGCGUGAGCGGAGAGGGCCAGGCGGCGAGAGAUACGCAGGGUGAUGACUCGUGUUGCCGCGUGGGAUGAUGAGGGCCAGAACAAAGCCGAACCAAGCAGGGUUCCUUUUCAUUCAC